AUGUCUGCGAUGAGAACGGAAGGAGCUAUCGUAUCACAGACGUUGACUAUUGAUAAUAGCUAUCCAUAUCCUACAUCAUCAAAGCCGAUGCCAACAGCGAACUAUCAAUAUCCUGGUCCACCAAUCUACGCAAACGAAAAUGAUAUUCUUAUGAUUCGGGUAAUCAAUAAACUUCCACAACCGACGACCGUUCAUUGGCAUGGACUUUCUCAAAAGGGUACACAGGACAUGGAUGGCGCGGUUGGUAUCACGCAAUGUCCCAUUCCUCCUAAUGCUGAAAUGAAUUACACAUUCAAAGCUACACCGGCAGGUACUGCAUGGUACCAUGGUCACUAUUUGGAUCAAUAUGCAGAUGGUCUCAUUGGUCCAUUGAUCAUUCGUCGAAAAGUAGAGCCGAAUCAACAAUACUAUGAUACUGAGCGUAUACUAAUGGUAGCUGAUUGGUACAAUGAUCUUGGACGAACAAAGUUAGUAUCUUGGUAUUUAAAUGCAAAAAAUCCAACAGGCAUUGAGCCCAUACCUGAUGCUAUUGUUGUCAAUGGCAAAUUCUCUGAGUCGUUGUUCGUGCCAACUAACGGUUCAAAACAUAUCCGUUUUAGAAUCAUCAAUGCUGCAGCAUUCUCCAUGUAUACUUUUUCAAUUGAUGGAUUACCAUUACAUGUUAUUGAACUUGAUCAAACAUGCGUACAGCCAUACAAAGUGCCUUCUAUUGUUCUUAACGUUGCUCAACGAGUUUCUUGCUAUGUGGAUUUGAAUGAGUUUGACCAAACCAUUGUACCCGCUGAAGUAUCACCAACAAAAUCAAUUUAUAUUCGAUUUCAAGCCAUGGCAGACAUGUAUCCAGUUGAGAUUGAUACAUAUAUUCCUCCAUACAGAACUCCACUUUUUCCGUAUCCAAUUUUUUUCAAUACAUUAUUUCUGGGUAUUUUGUCACUUGAUUCGAGUAAUUCAAUGCCUACAUAUCCCGCUAAUCAACCAAGAUUGAAUAAUCCAGGUUCAGGAACUCCAGGAGAUACCAAUAUGUUAACUGCUCGACCAUUCUUUUCAACAGCCAAUAUAGUUCCAAAUGCAACACAUUAUCUAAAACUUGUCACCACAUUUCGUCAGGAUUCCUCUAACAUAUCUCGUGGAUAUUUGAACAAUGUCACAUAUGGUAUUACUCAACUUAAUACUAGCAAUAAAACGGCUAUUCCGAAAUGCAUAUCAUCACCGAAUAUGCCACUACUCUAUCAGAUGGCAACGUCACCUAAUGGACUUGGUAUUCCAUCUCCAAUCAUCACCAGUGACAGUCCAUUACCAUCUAUACAAAAUGACGGUUAUGGACACUAUUUGAUUCCAUAUGGAGCAGUUGUCGACAUACUUUUGGAAAACCAAGAUGAAGGUGAACAUCCAUUUCAUUCUCAUGGUUAUGACUUUUGGGUAAUAUCAACUUCGGACUAUCCGGAAGCAGAACAAUUGUAUCGUGGAGCAUACUUGAAACGAGACACAGUGAGCGUACCAGCUUCCGGCUGGGUCAAGAUACGACUCUUAGCCGAUAAUCCAGGUGCUUGGCUCUUCCAUUGUCACAUUGAAUGGCAUAUGGAUGCUGGACUCAUUGCAGCUUUUAUAGUUGGUCCCAAUGAAUUGCUAACACAAGGAUAUAAGAUUAAAACUCCUCCCAAGCGUUUCUGCAUGUAA
Molecule: messenger RNA, 1677 nt
Organism: Rotaria sp. Silwood2
Lineage: Eukaryota; Metazoa; Rotifera; Eurotatoria; Philodinida; Philodinidae
Source: the annotation of a GenBank genome assembly